This is a messenger RNA of Morchella sextelata, 273 nucleotides long. RefSeq lists its product as uncharacterized. The record is from RefSeq and is a predicted model, not a curated record. The coding region runs from base 1 to 273 and encodes 90 amino acids. The transcript has a single exon. Lineage: Eukaryota; Fungi; Ascomycota; Pezizomycetes; Pezizales; Morchellaceae.
AUGCAGAUGAUCUCCAUGAUCUCCCUCCUCCUCGUUGCCUUCGCUGGCAUCCUCGUCGCCGCCAGCCCCAUCACCUCCCCCACCACCUCCCCCGUCCCCGAGUGUCCCUCCGGCAAACCAUUCACUGGCGAAGCCGGCUGCUCCUCCUGCAGAACCGUCGGUAACAUCGUCUGCGGCCGCGACGAGGACCGCGUCACGGACCUGAUCUGCACCUCCUUUGGCACAACCAUGAGCUGGGUGCCGGUUGACGACUCGGGCAAGUGCGGUGUCUAA